AAAAAAUUACACUGACAAAUAAAAGGAGUUACUUUAACAUUUCUACUUUGAUCCAGGAGGCUUCUGCUCUCGAUUUUCUCAGAAUGAAGAUGUUCAUUGUUCUUGGGAUUUUUUCACUAACUGCAACUUUAAUAGUUGCUGAACAGUCUUAUUCGUGUGAUUUCGAAAGAGACACUUGUGGCUUUACGAAUGAAGAAGGAAAACUUUCAAACUGGGAAAGAGUGGAAACGGAACUUGGAGGUCGUAAAGGUUCUUAUAUGCAAGUGUUAAUCAAUUCUACCGAAAAGCAUAUCGCUAGAAUGAUAACUCCAUAUUUCGAGCACCACGAAGAAGCUCCAGGAUGCCUCGUCUUUGAUUACUACGCUAGUGGCGACGGCGUGAAAGGGUUCACCGUUGAACAGGAACAUGACUAUGGAAUAUCAACUAUCUGGCUGCGAAGCGGCAACAAAUCUGGAUGGCAGAAAGCCCAAGUGGACGUAGAAAUUGAUGAGAAUACAAGGUUUUUCUUCACAGCAAAGUUUGAUCCUUCCAUAGAUGCAGAGAGUACUGUCGCAGUAGAUAAUGUAGUUUUGAGAAUUAGCAAGUGUUGAUGGAAUUCAAGUUUCAAACUGAAGAAGAAGAAGAAGCACGAGCCUUCCUUUCUUAAUUUCUACAAAAAUUAAUGCAUUUGUAUUCAUUAUAAAGGAAUUUUAAAAUAA
Molecule: messenger RNA, 698 nt
Organism: Argiope bruennichi
Lineage: Eukaryota; Metazoa; Arthropoda; Arachnida; Araneae; Araneidae
Product: MAM domain-containing protein 2-like
Exons: 4
Coding region: 84-590 (168 amino acids)
Cellular component (GO): membrane
Source: RefSeq, a predicted model, not a curated record